AAUAAAUUUGAUUCAUUUCCAUGUUCGGUCGUUCAUCUCUGAUCGGCUGAAAAAAUAUAAGCAGUUUCAACACUUCUUGCUGUUCUCAAGUGGCUUACAAAAUAUUUUCUUCCGUAGUGGACGCUGGUUUAUCAGUUUCAACCAAAAGUGCGAUUGUUGCCCGAAUACAAACGGCGAAGUAGUAGAUCAUCUCUGCUUUCUACUCGAUGCAGUCGAAUCUAUAUUCGGAAGAUUCAUUGUUAAGCUAUUGGAAUGAAUUCGAUGGGGGUCCUGUCAGCUAUCCGCUCCCUCAGCAACAUCCACCACCAAUGAUUGUCGGUACGCAAUUCGAUAACGGUAGUUUUAGCUUUUUGCCGCCUCCGCCGCCACCAGUGGGAAUGCCAUAUCCGGCAGGCUUGAUGGUGCCAGGUACAUGCCCAAACCCGAUGAUGGGCCCAGUUCCUCGUACUUAUCCACGGUUUCAACCAGCGUUGGCAUCCCUUCAAGCAAUGCAACCGGGAUCGCUGCCACAACCACCUCCACCAAUUAUUCCUGCUACACAUUUCAAUUUUCAGCCACCUCAAUCGCAUUUUCCAAUAAGUGUACCGCCGGUGCCUGUACCUGUGUCUGCUGAUAACCAGGAAAGGACUCAUUUGAACCACUUGGGGCAAAUGGAACAGGUGGUGGUAAAAAAUGGGCAAGUAUUUCACAUAAGCUUCAUCGACGAUCCUAGCGAACCAGAGCCACCAGCUCUCCCAACACACAAUAGUGAGAAUACGGAGAGCGAAGACAGUCAAUCUAGAGAUUGGAUCAAUUACGACGAAUUACCGCUACUACAAAAUAUUUUUAAUAGCGAAACUGAAAACGGUACGUACAAAUGUAAACAAUGUGGAAAGGAACUUGUCUCAGCUUUGAACUUGUAUAUUCAUGAACAAACGCAUAAAACAACGCGACUUGACUGCAAAGUUUGCGGUAAACGUUUCAAUCGGAUUGGAAAGCUCGAACAUCACAUCCGAAAACAUCACCUGGAAACGCUACCGGAAGGAUCUGCAUCGGGGAACAGUCCAUCAGGUACGCCGAUUCUGAACGAUUUCAGUAACUACUGUGUUGAGUGUGAAGAAUUUUUUACCAGCGGCGACGAGCUUCAAAAUCACAUGGAAGUAAAUCAUCGCUUAAUCGACGAUUCCAAGUCCCCCAAAGAUCUGAAGAAAGCGAUCGGCUGUCCGUACUGCGAAGAAACAUUCGAAUGGCCCUGCUUGCUCAAGACGCACAUGACAAAACAUACCGGCGAGAAACCGUUCAUAUGCGAACGGUGCAAUGUGUCCUUUCGAUUUGUGCAGAGUUUCUACCGCCACAAUCGGCGAGUACACGGCUGUGAGAAAUAAUUGCAUCUCACCUCACAGUUCAAGAUUUGGCAACGUCGUCAGCACGAAUAGUAAUAAUAUUUAAUUCUAAGUACAUAGUUUCAACAGUAAUUCAAUUGGAACUAGCUUUGACAAAUUCUAUAUUCAUAAUGAUUGAGAUUAUCACUACUAGAUGAUGACAUUUCUUGCAUAAUUGAAAUUGAUUUAAGAUACUGAUGCACAGAGGAAGUAAAACUUGAUAUUAUAAGUAUUAGCAAAAAAGAUAAAAAAAUCUCCUUAAAGUGAAAUUAAAUCGUGUAUAAAUAUAAGUUCUUGCUCUUCCGUUGAAUAUGUUCUUUGGUAAACCCAGUCAACAUGAUUAGCAUUUUGUAGCUACAAUACUUAAUUAUAAAAUAAUUGCAAUUAAUCAGAGAUACCCUUAUUCGUUUUGAAUAACAACCAGUCUGUGUUAACGUUUUCUACCUUAUCUAAAAAGAAAGGUCUGUGUUAUUUUAUAGAGCUUAUGUUAAGUUAUACAGUACUUUGUUUAAAAACACAUUUUACAAGAUGUUACCGAUUGGUUUGUAUGAAAAACGUACAGUUGUAUUGUUUUGACCAUCGAAUAUGUGUUAUCCUGUCUCAACGCAAAGUUUGAGCCCAAUAAAUUUUCUUUCCUUUGUCUGGUUGAAUCCAAUAAAAACUCCUGCACAAUUAACAGACCAGGAGUUUACAGUUUAUUAUUUUUUUGGUUUUCAAAUUGACUAGAUAACACAUGAGCGACGGUAAGCCAUCGCCAAGCGAUUAUUUUAAACUGGUCGUUUUCUGAAGUAAAUUCGUAUAUUUUAAGUAACAAUGUGCUUCCCUAUGUUGAGUAACGUACAAGUUUGAAACAUCUGAUUACUAUUAUGUCCCAGCAAUAAAUUAUGAAAUA
This is a messenger RNA of Topomyia yanbarensis, 2253 nucleotides long. RefSeq names its product zinc finger protein 44-like. Gene Ontology annotation, cellular component: nucleus. The transcript has 2 exons. NCBI's taxonomy places the organism in Eukaryota, Metazoa, Arthropoda, Insecta, Diptera, Culicidae. Gene Ontology annotation, biological process: regulation of transcription by RNA polymerase II. The record is from RefSeq and is a predicted model, not a curated record. The coding region runs from base 207 to 1364 and encodes 385 amino acids. Gene Ontology annotation, molecular function: DNA-binding transcription factor activity, RNA polymerase II-specific; RNA polymerase II transcription regulatory region sequence-specific DNA binding.